AUUGGAAACAGGGUUUCAGACUACAAUCUUUGCGGCAUUGUUGUGUUGUUAUACCGGUCCACUUCCCCAAACAUGGAUGACGAGAACGAAGAAAAACGUCUAUCCUAUGGAUGGCUUCAAAUUCGUCCUCGUUGGCUGCAGUUCCUUAACACGCCUAAGUGGUUUCUCUUCUUCUUAUCGCAGUAUUUCUUUACUCAGAGCAUCGUAGUAAAUGGAAUAUUUCCUGGUUCUAUCAGCACGAUAGAGAAGCGCUUUGGGUUUACAAGGUUAGUAAAUAAAGUAUCAAGUUUUACCAUUUAUCUUUGGAUCGGAAAGUAUUAAAGACCAUAAAAAAAACGCUUAGUUCCAAAGUGAACGCACAGAAUGCAAAGCCAUUCUUCAUAUCUCAUCAGAGCGAUCAGAGCUACAAGAUUUCUGUAGUCUACAAGGAUCAAGCAUGGAAUUAAAAUUCAAUCGAGAAAGGGUCAAACAAGUAUUGGGCUGCUACAUUCUUUAGCUUUUCAAUGAAGGCUCACUCACGCGUAGUAGCCGGCAGCCGUUAUUUUUGGGGGCUGGGUGGGCAGGUGCCUUUUUUUUCGGGGAGGGAGGGGCAUUUGAAGACCAUAAAGAUGUAGAUUUAUUUUUUUCCUCUUCUGUUCACUCAGUUAUGUGAUGAGCAUACUCGUCCACGUAUAUGCGACGAUAUCGUACUCUGCAGGGAAUUUAGCGAUCGUUGUAGCCUGUGAACAGGCCAUUGGUCGAGCGGGGUCGAGCGGGGAAUUUCUCUUUCCUAGCUAUUUUUUCCCCAAACAGAGAGCCUGUUCACAGGCUACGAUCGUUGUGGUGCUUGCGUUCUGGGGAUCUUUUGUAGUAGCCUGUGUAACUUUUUGGUGGGGGAAAAUGACACUUCUAAGCUCGUGCUUCCACUUGAGUUUUGAACAGUUUGAUUUUAUCGUUGUUUCCUUUUUAGUUACAUGCCGUAAAACCCUUAUCGUUUUAUUGGCCGUGAGACAACCUCGUCCCCGGGGCACCCCACCUCCACCUCUUUUCCAGGGAAGCGCCCUGGGGACGAGGUUGGCCGUGGGAGCUACACCAUUGCACGAGCUAAAACCUGUUUGGAAAAACUUUACCAAAAAAAAAACAUCACAUAAAACUGACAAGUUGUUUAGCGGUCAACUUUCUCAGUUGGGAGCGGCCUAGAGUGUCCGUCAGAAAGCGACUAUGAACUUCUUGUAAACUUUUUUGUCCCGUGUUUUCGCACUUUAAAGUUUAAGGGUGGGGAGUCAAGGAAAGUGUAUGCGGAUACAUAGAGCAACUAUAGGCUUCCUACUUAUAGAUGUGUCCGUUAAGAUAAAGUUGACUGUAUGUGGUUUCAGUUACAUGUCAGGAAUGUUGGCAAGCAGCUACGACGUCGCAGCUCUGGUGGUAACACCACUGAUUAGCUACCUCGGUGGCUCAAGAAAGAAACCCGUGUUUUGUGCCUGGGGAUUGUUCAUUAUGGGUGUUGGCUUUUUUGUAUUUGCGCUUCCCCAUUUUAUCUCACCUCCAUACGAAGCAGGUAGGUGCAUAUGAAUCGUAUGAACGUUAAAUCGAAAUGAUAAUUCUGGUGGGAAUAUUGAAAAGCGCUAAUAAUAAAUUGAAUCUGAAAAUUAAACCCGAUGAAUUUCAGUUUACCGUGCCGGCCUGACCACUUUUUGUCUUAUUUAACCCAGUCAAAAAAUGAAGUCAAAAACAAGAAAUUCAAAGGAACCACAAAGAGAAAGGUGUCCUGAAUGUACACUUAUUGAAAAAAAAAACUGUCUUGACUUGAGAUUCACUUGAAUAGUGGCAGAAAUCAACAGAUGCUAAACUCCCGCUUCACUGACAUCCUCAAAUAAGCCCCCGAACAUUCAAGGUUUAAUAGUGUUGAAAACUUCAAGAUCGAAAACUCUAAGUUAACGAAAUUGGAAUAGGUUAAGGGUGAACCCCGCGUUUUACAUCGUUAGGAUACGGCUUUAUGGUCACUCGAGAAGAAACGAUAUCUUAACUUUUAAAACAAUUAUCGGAAUACGGCGAACCUUAAGAAAUUAGUAUAUAAAAUAUAAAACGGCAAAGUGAUCCAGACGGCAAGGCGAUGAACAAGUAAACAAAUGAAUAAAGCAAAAAAUGUAUUUCAGAACAAAUUUGCCUGGUAUUUCGGUUUGAAAGAGAAACCUUCUUCAGGAACUACAACUGUGAGAUCCGGCUCCACUCAACAGUUUUUGGCUAGAUGGACUUUCUGCUAUAUUAUACUUAAGAAAUAGGCACAGGUCAGAGAGGACAAUCCCCUUUAUCUUCAGUUCUAGAUCAAAGUGUCCGUAAUUAAUGUUUGGUCUGUUUAUCUCUUUGUCCUUUUUAGAUGCUAAUUUGGGCCUCAAUGGCACUAUGAAAGCUGCAAGUAAAGCAUCCAAAGUUUGCGCAGGAGAUGGAAAUUAUUAUGGCGAAAACGACGACUGCGCGAAAGAAGCCGGCGGCAACGGCCUUUACUACGCGCUAUUCAUUCUGGGAAUGGUCGUAAUGGGCUGCGGCUGUACUCCAAUGUAUGCGCUAGGAAUUCCUUAUUUGGAUGAAAAUGUCAAAGCAAAGGUUUCACCAAUGUACGUGGGUAUAUUUGCAGCAAGUGGUAUAGCUGGUAAGUAG
This is a messenger RNA of Porites evermanni, 2637 nucleotides long. The record is from the annotation of a GenBank genome assembly. NCBI's taxonomy places the organism in Eukaryota, Metazoa, Cnidaria, Anthozoa, Scleractinia, Poritidae.